UCUCCCAAAAAUUUCAAUCCCCCCUUCUACCUCUUCUCCCACGUUCCAACCUUUUUAUGCUUCUCACCCAGACUGAGAUAGAAGAAGGAGCCACCCAAACCCUUCAUUGUCUCUGAAGCCAUGUCCAACCCCACGUCGCUUCCACCCGGCUUUCGCUUCCAUCCGACCGACGAAGAACUCAUCCUUCACUACCUGAAGAAUCGAGCAGCGUCGGUGCCGUGCCCAGUUUCGAUCAUCGCCGAGGUCGAUAUCUACAAGUUUGAUCCAUGGGAUCUUCCUGCUAAGGCGAUGUUUGGGGAUCGAGAGUGGUACUUCUUUAGUCCGAGGGACCGUAAGUACCCGAACGGGAUAAGGCCAAACCGGGCAGCUGCAUCUGGGUAUUGGAAGGCAACUGGGACUGAUAAGCCGAUCCAUACGAGCAAAGGGAAUGAGAAUAUUGGUGUUAAGAAGGCCUUGGUGUUCUACAAGGGUAGGCCACCUAAGGGAUUGAAGACCAACUGGAUCAUGCAUGAGUACCGCCUUGCUGAAGCUCAGAACAGCAACAGCUACAAGCCUAUGAAGUUUGGAGACUCUUCCAUGAGGUUGGAUGACUGGGUCCUUUGUCGAAUCUACAAGAAGAGCCACCAUCUCCCGUCGGUUCCAACACCAAUGGAUCGAGAGCAAGAAGACUCGGGCAUCGAAGAUAGCUACUACUCAAACUUAACAAACAUCACGCCACAAAACCCUCUAAGACUACAUAAGUCUUCCUCUAUAUCUGAAUUGCUUGAGGACUACUCUUCACUCUCACAUCUAUUUGACAACCAGCCUGAAAUACCCGGAUCAUCAGACCAUGCUUACAUUAUGCCUCAGCCAAGUUCAAACCAACUCUUCAUUAACAGCAGUGGCAGGUACAACUUAGUUCAGCAGCUCCCCCAAGCAGAACCCACUGCUCCAAACGCUGAAAACUAUUUAAAGCGCCAGAGAAUGUCGGACAUUUACUCAGAGGAGAACAAUGGGUUGUUUUACCCAUCAAAGAAACGCAAUGAUUCAUUCAUUUACACCAACUUCUCCAAUCAGUUUGAUAGCCCUCAGUGCAGCAUGCUAAACCAGCCAUUCUUCAGUAGUCAGCAAAUAUUACUGAAUUCUCACCUGGGAUUGCACUGAACUCGGACCCGUUACACUUGCAUAAAUCACGGAUACAAAGUCGGAAGGAAAGAACAGAAAACAUCGUUUUGUUAGGAAGAUGGGCCACUUUUUUUUCAGAAACUUUGCCUUGUGUCAAGAGGUUGGGUUCAGAGAUCCAAUAGGAAGCGCGGAGUGGUAUCAAAGGGGAUGACUUAGGGACAGCCUGGUGCUAGAUGGACUCGGUAAAAUGACCAAAUUAUUUAUGAGAAUGUACGGGGUGAAUUAGAGGACUGGUCUUGUCGACAUCAUGUGGUUCGAAUGGAUUGCAUGACUUUUUUCUUUUUUCUAAUAAAGUCAGAAGAUGUUUACGUCCCGAUUGCAUGCCUCACUGCAGCCAAUGGCGUGAGAGAUUUUUUUUUUUGGUCUAUUAGUAGUUGAUAUGUUUGGAUGUAGUACACGGUACAAUAAAUGUGGUUGAAUGAA
Messenger RNA from Elaeis guineensis (African oil palm), 1587 nucleotides. RefSeq names its product NAC domain-containing protein 2. Gene Ontology annotation, biological process: regulation of DNA-templated transcription. The record is from RefSeq and is a predicted model, not a curated record. Lineage: Eukaryota; Viridiplantae; Streptophyta; Magnoliopsida; Arecales; Arecaceae. Gene Ontology annotation, molecular function: DNA binding.